Conger conger (European conger) is the source of this 1635-nucleotide messenger RNA. Its product is annotated as Golgi apparatus membrane protein TVP23 homolog B-like. The transcript has 7 exons. The record is from RefSeq and is a predicted model, not a curated record. The coding region runs from base 332 to 937 and encodes 201 amino acids. NCBI's taxonomy places the organism in Eukaryota, Metazoa, Chordata, Actinopteri, Anguilliformes, Congridae. Gene Ontology annotation, cellular component: Golgi membrane. Gene Ontology annotation, biological process: protein secretion; vesicle-mediated transport.
CGAAUAUUAGUUUAGAAAAAGUCAAAACCAACUCUCCCAUUUGUUGGAGUAGGGUCACACGAUGAGCCACAACAAUCAUGGCUUCCCAGAAUCAGGCGCUAUUUCCGUAUCGUCACUGUCGCACAGUUCAUACGUCUUCCCCUCGGUAACAAAUGUUUUUAAUGUGUAUAUUCCAUCGCCUAUCCAUAUUACAAUGAGUGGCUGUUUAGUUCUCUCUUGAGCAAGUUAUUAUCGCUGAUAAUUAGAUAAUUACGUGUAGCACACGACGUUAGCUGUACAUGCUAACAAGUUACCAGGAAGUGAGAACAUUAGCCACAUAGUGGGUCCUAAAAUGAUGAGACAGGACUCCAACGAGGAUGAAGUGUCGCUGUUUGACGCCGAAGACGAUGAGGCUCGAAAACCGAAGAAAUCGAAAAUCAAACACCCUCUGGCCUGCUUCUUCCACCUGUUCUUCCGUGUGAGCGCGGUCCUGGCCUACCUGCUGUGUGAGGUGCUGAGUAGCAGCUUCAUCGGCUGCAUGGUCACCAUCAUCCUCCUCCUCUCCUCCGACUUCUGGACUGUGAAGAACAUCACUGGCCGGCUCAUGGUUGGGCUGCGCUGGUGGAAUCAGGUGGACGAGGACGGGAAGAGCCAGUGGAUGUUCGAGUCCAGGAAGGGAAGCGAGACGAAUCCUCCCUCAGGCUCAGAGUCUCGGAUCUUCUGGCUGGGGCUGGUGGUGUGCCCCAUCAUCUGGGUCCUCUUCGCCUUCAGCACCCUGUUCUCCUUCAAGAUCAAGUGGCUGGCGGUGGUGAUCAUGGGGGUGGUGUUGCAGGGUGCUAAUCUCUACGGUUACGUACGCUGCAAAGUGGGUGCCCGGACCAGUCUGAGGAACGUUGCCACCAACUACCUCGGCCGACAGUUCUUUAAACAGGCUAUGGCUAAACCAGCGGAGUCCUAGGAGCUUCUGCCAGAAGUGCGUUGAUGUCUGCGUUAAUCCCGAUGCUAAAUCUUACAAUCCCAUUUUUGUAAAAGGAGAAACCCCUAUUUUGAAAUCUUUCGCCGUAAUUAAAAACGUAACUCGUUUAUAAAAGAUGACUGGAUAUGCUGUGCUGUAGUUUGCGAGAAUACUUGAAGGUGUAUUUUUUGCUGGUGUGAUGUCACUUCGAUGGCAGUGGAGGUUAAGACGCUGUGGGACGGGACAGAUGAGCAGUAUUACUGUUAUUUUUUCUUUUUUUAAACAAACCGCAUCUUUAAGAAACGCUCUUGUGAUUUCAGAGGAUGUGGGAGUAACUAUAAGGGCUCGAAUUUGUAGGUUUUUUUCUUUUUUCUUUUUUCUUCCCUUUUCUGAGAUUAUUCUGUAUUUACACACACACUCCAGGGUUUCCUGAUUUUAGUUUUUAUUUUAAUUAAUCUUAUUUUAGCAUAUUUAUUUUCUCCUAUUUGGAUACACUAUAUAAAAAUUAUCGUAUGAUUGAUGGCUUUACGCUGAUGGUGCACAGUAAUAAAAUGAGCUUUGUAUAUAUAUAUUUAUGUAAACAUGUUUUGGGCACUGUGUGAUUUAUUACCCUAGACUGACGUUUGCCUCAGAUAGGAAAGGAAACGGUCCUUUGUCCUUUUUACUUAGUAAAAAAUUUAAAUAAACUAUAUGUGAUGUGA